AUGGUCAUUCUCAUCGACGAUUCUAAACCCAGCAUUGCUGUCAUUGAACGCGCUAAUGUUAAUGGUGCAUAUGAUCAUACCAAGGCCUCCAACCUCUACCUUAUACCAUCAACUUCAUUAUUAUUCUCAUUUAUUACUAUUUCAGGCCUUUUUGACUACAGCAACAUGAAGUACGAAGUAGACAGAAUCAAUGAUACUGCCGGUCAGCCUUCUCUGCCUGAAAUGGUCGAAUUUGCUAUCAAAAUAUUAAAGAAAAAUCCUAAAGGAUUCUUUCUGGUGGUUGAAAGUGGUUUAAUUGAUUAUGGUCACCAUGACAACAAUGCUUAUCGUGCGCUUACUGAAACCCUUCUUAUGGAUGCUUCGGUUACCAAGGCAACAGAACUAACCAAUAAAGAUGACACACUCGUGAUAGUGACAGCAGACCAUGGCCACACCAUGUCCAUAGCAGGAUAUCCUGACACAGGAAACCCAAUAUUAGGACUGGUUAAGCAAGGGGGUGUUUUAAAAUUGGCAGAUAAUGACAAAAUGCCUUUCACUACCCUUGGUUACCAGAAUGGUCCAAAUGCAAAUUUUGGCCCCAGAACGAAUUUGACUGGCGUCAACACCCAGGAUAUUGAUUUCAAGCAACAAUCACUGUAUAAUGGUGCUGAUGAGUAUGAAUCCCAUGGGGGACAGGAUGUGGGAAUCUAUUCCCGUGGUCCAUGGGCUGAUCUCCUAGUUGGAGUUUUGGAACAAAACUACGUUUUCCACGUCAUGGACCACGCCCUUUGCUUGAGUGACAGCAAGCAGAGCAAAUGUAACAAGCCCGAGGCCAGGGGAGGAAAACCUCCAGUGAACUCGGCAAACAGCUCUUGUGCAUUUAUGAAUGUUGGUAUGCUUAUGGCGUUAUUGUCAGCAGCUGUCAAUGUUAUUAUACUGUAGAUGAAUGUAAUAUGGUCUUAGGACUGGUCAUAAAUUACCAAAGGGGAUU
Molecule: messenger RNA, 970 nt
Organism: Actinia tenebrosa (Australian red waratah sea anemone)
Lineage: Eukaryota; Metazoa; Cnidaria; Anthozoa; Actiniaria; Actiniidae
Product: alkaline phosphatase
Biological process (GO): dephosphorylation
Molecular function (GO): alkaline phosphatase activity
Source: RefSeq, a predicted model, not a curated record